Messenger RNA from Mytilus californianus (California mussel), 2810 nucleotides. Its product is annotated as alpha-L-fucosidase-like. The coding region runs from base 46 to 1431 and encodes 461 amino acids. Gene Ontology annotation, molecular function: alpha-L-fucosidase activity. NCBI's taxonomy places the organism in Eukaryota, Metazoa, Mollusca, Bivalvia, Mytilida, Mytilidae. The record is from RefSeq and is a predicted model, not a curated record. Gene Ontology annotation, cellular component: lysosome. Gene Ontology annotation, biological process: glycoside catabolic process; fucose metabolic process. The transcript has 8 exons.
UGACAUAUCAUGUGGUCUUGUUUCAUAACGCAUUAAAUUGUAAAAAUGGCGAAACAGUGGAUGUUUAUAUUAAUUUGUUGCAUAGGAUUACAGUUUAUUUAUUCCAAAUAUACUCCUGAUUGGGACUCAUUGGAUUCAAGGCCGUUACCAAAAUGGUAUGACGAAGCCAAAUUUGGAAUUUUCGUUCAUUGGGGUGUAUUUUCUGUUCCAAGUUUCCAUUCAGAAUGGUUCUGGCCACUAUGGAAGUCAAAGCACCCAGCUCCAGAUAUUGUAGAUUUUAUGAAAAGAAAUUACCCACCCGAUUUUACUUAUGCUGACUUUGCUGCAGAUUUUACAGCAGAAUUUUUUAAUCCGGACGAAUGGGCAGAUAUAUUUAAAGCCUCGGGAGCAGGAUAUGUUGUUCUUACAAGUAAACAUGGUGAAGGAUUUCCCAACUGGCCAUCCUCUCAUUCUUUUAACUGGAAUGCAAAAGCAGUGGGACCAAACAGAGACCUUGUUGGCGAUCUGGCUGCAGCAAUACGAAACAGAACGGAUAUAAAGUUUGGAACAUACUACUGUCUUUCAGAAUGGCUUAAUCCACUCUAUCUCAAAGAUAAGGAAUCGAAUUUCACAACCCAGAAUUUUGUGAAGACAAAAACUAUGCCAGACCUGUAUGAACUAGUAAGUAAAUAUAAACCAGAAAUUGUAUGGGCAGAUAUGGUUGAUGAUUUAGGACCUUCUUCAUACUGGACUGCAAAAGAGUUUCUAGCUUGGUUGUUUAAUGAAAGUCCAGUAAAGGAUACUGUUGUUACAAAUGACCGAUGGGGCCCAGAUUGUAAAUGCAAACAUGGUAGCUACAAAACCUGUACAGAUAAAUUCAAUCCAGGUGUUUUACAGAAAUUCAAAUGGGAAAAUUGUAUGACAAUAGACAGAUACUCCUGGGGAUACCGACGAAAUGCCGCACUCGGAUCCUAUCUGACUAUUCAUCAAAUCAUUUCAACUUUUGCAUCCACAAUCAGUUGUGGUGGUAACAUGCUGAUGAAUGUAGGACCAACAAAAUACGGCAAAAUCAUACCAAUAUUUGAAGAAAGACUCCGUCAGUUUGGCCAAUGGUUGAAGGUCAAUGGAGAGGGAGUUUACAGUACGGUUUCAUGGAGUCACCAGAAUGAUACAGUAACUAGAAAUACAUGGUAUACCAAACGAAAAAUGGAGAAUGAAGGAACUGUGGUUUAUGCAUUUCUCCUUUCAUGGCCUACCGACACAGUUCUGAAAUUAGGAGCACCGAUCCCAUCACAACAAACAGAGGUCAGCAUGCUUGGUUACCCAGACAAAUUUAUUUGGAAAGCUGGUCCAGGAGGCCAAGGAAUUUAUGUCACUAUACCAAUUAUACCAUGGAACAAACUACCAUGCGAAUGGGCAUGGGUACUUAAACUAACACAUAUAUCAAAUUAGACUUAAAGUGUAUUUGAUGAUUGGUUUGGAUAUGUCUAAUUGUGUCACAAAUACCAGAUUUUAUACGUUUAUGAAACAAGUCAUUGAAUCAUGACUGAUAAAAGAUACUAUGAAACAUAUGAAAUACUGAUUAUCUUUAUCAAUAGGAGCGUAGAAUGUGCAACAGAUUUUCUUUUCGAACCUUAUAGUGGCACAUACUUUUUUGAUAUGACUCUUACAAUCGAGAGGUUGACAACUGAAUUGAAUUGUACGGUUAAAACAUUUUUAGUUGAUAAAUGUUCUGAAUGGCAUUUAUUUCAUGUAUUCUUAUGAAUGAACUUUGCAUAGUUGUUUACAUUUUUCACAGAGCAGUAGUGAAAAUGAAGCAGAAGAAAGAAAGGGGCAAUAAAAAAAUUGCAUUGAAAUAAUAUUUGUUUUAAUGUGAUAUUAUCUGAAUUAAAUGAUGCCUCAAAAGAAAUAUCACAUGGGCAUAUUUUCUCUGAAGUCUUUGAUAUAUUCUGAUUCUGAAAGCAAAUUAUUUGAUUACUGUAAAUUAAUAUGUUCAUGUGAUUUUAAACCAAAAAAGUACUGUUUAUAUCUAUAUUUGAUUAAUGGACGCAUUUGAGUUUGAGUUUAUGUUUUUUCAUGUAUCAAUGUAUAACCGUCCGUGUAAAUUUUAUUUCUUAUAUUAGUGCUAUAUGUUUGUCAGUAAUAUGAUUUGUGGUCCAAAUGUAUAUAUUUCUAAUUCAGUUCCUCUUAGAGUUAGAUACUUUUUAAGUCUUUAACAGUUCUUCGACAGUUAGUAUUGUUAGUUUGUUAUUGUAAUUUUUCUAUGCCUCGCCUGCAAUAAAGGGGCAUUAUGUUUGACUGUCUGUGAGUGCAACCGACCGUCUUGUCCCCUACCGGAUUGAAGUUUUGGUUAAUUGUAAGUUUCAUAUAGUUAAACCCAAUGUUGUAGAAAUCAUGUUGAAAGAUAGGUAGUGCAAAUGUUCAUUAUGAUAUGACAUUUAAAAAAUAUUUGCAAAAAUAAAUGUUUCGACCCAGAUUUCACAGUUCACGGAAUAUUAAAUUGUGACUGUUAAAAAGGUUUAAAGUCCUAUUGACACAUGUUUUUGAUUUUAAUUAAUCAUGAAAGUAUAACUUAAUUAUUAUUUCAAAACUUAGGGAUCUGAAUACCCUGUUACAUCUGUAUAAACCAUUUUAAAUUAAUUGGAUGUAGGACAUUUACAUAAAUAUAGGAUUAUUUCUGUAAAAUAUAAAAAAUAAAAGACGGUGAUUUCACCUAAAGUUUGCGUAAACAAGACGAUUUUUUUCUAUGUGUUUGUUCUUGGUAUUUUCAUUUAUUUGAAUUUGUUAUCCUCAAUUAUCCUAUUGUAUUAUAUUAAAAAUCUUAAUGACAA